AUGAAUAUGGAGAAGAUUCAUGUUAUAGCCAUUCCUUAUCCAGCACAAGGCCAUGUAAUUCCUCUACUAGAGUUUGCUCAACGCUUGGUUAAGCAUGGUAUCAAAGUCACGUUCAUAAACACAGAGGUCACCCACAAACUGGUAACAAGCACCUGGUUAGAAAAAGAUGAUUUCAGUGAUCUAAUGCAAAUGGUUUCACUCCCAGAUGGAUUGGAACGAUGGGAGGACAGGAACGACCUGGCUAAGCAAACAGAAGCAAUAUUCCAAACCAUGCCUGCCAAGUUGGUAGAACUUAUAAAGACGAUUAACAAAGAAGAUGAUAGCAAAAUCACAUGUGUUAUUGCUGAUAUUAGCAUGGGUUGGGCCUUACACGUCGCAGAGAAUAUGGAAAUUAGAAGAGCAUCCUUCUGGCCUGCCUCAGCUGUUGCAUUGGCUUCCCUUUUAAGCUUUCAGACGUUAAUAGAUGAUGGAAUCAUGAACCACGAUGGAGUUCCAUUGAACGAUAAUAUAUUUCAGCUGUCACCUACCAUGCCACCUAUAAAACCAGCAAACCUCUCCUGGGCCUGUAUCGGUGACUUAGCCACUACAAAAAUUGUUUUUCAGGCUAUAGUAGAAGCUGCAAAGGCUGUUAUAAAGACGGAAUGGAUAUUAUGCAACUCAAGUCAUCACCUAGAGUCUGAAACUUUUAGCCAUUUUCCACAGCUGUUGUCAAUUGGUCCCCUUUUGGCAAGCAACCGGCUUGCUAAACAAGCCGGGCACUUCUGGCCAGAAGACUCCACCUGCUUAACAUGGCUCGAUCAGCAGCCAGCAUGUUCGGUCAUAUAUAUAGCAUUUGGGAGCUUCACUAUUUUAGACCAGGCUCAGUUUGAAGAACUGGCACUUGGUCUUGAACUAACCAAUAGACCCUUUUUGUGGGUUGUGCGGCCAGGUAUCACCAAGGAGACUACGGUUACUUACCCAGAAGGAUAUAUGGAUAGAGUUGGCAGUCGGGGAAGAAUAGUGAGCUGGGCACCUCAACAGAAGGUCUUAUCUCAUCCUUCAGUGGCUUGCUUCUUGAGCCACUGUGGUUGGAACUCUACUUUGGAAGGUGUCAAUAAUGGAGUCCCUUUCAUGUGUUGGCCGUACUUUGCUGAUCAAUUUCAAAAUGAAACUUACAUUUGUGACAUCUGGGAGAACGGGCUGGCGUUGAAGAAAAACAAAGGUGGAGUCAUCACAGCAGAACAGAUCAAAAGUAAAGUGAACCAGCUGCUCAGCCACACAACAUUCAAAGAUAACGCCCUGGCUCUCAAAGAAAAGGCUGUGAGUAGUAUCAGAAACGGUGGAAGCUCAGAAAAGAAUCUAAACAAUUUUAUUCAAUGGAUCAAGGAGAAAGAAAAUCAUCUUUCAUCUUGAUUUGGAUCAGUAAAAGGCACAUGAAACAGAAAAUGAAUGGAGUAUAAGAGACUUGAUUGAUAAUAUAAAUUCCGUUGUUCUGGAUUCAUAGUUGUGACUUGUGUUUGGUCUUUAUUGAUUUGAAGUACCGUGUGUCUGUGUGGGUAGGCUUGUUUGGGAUUUGUUUACAGGAAGAACAGUUGGCUUUUAUAUGAACACGAGAAGAAAGAUCUGUGGACAACAUUAAGUGUCUCCUUUUGUUACUUUGUCAUAACUAUUGUUUGUGGUGUCCGCAGGGAUGCCUGCUCACCUUUUUGCAUAUUUGGUCCUAGAAACCCUCCUGUAGUGUUUAAGCCCAGAUGUUUGUGCAUACGGGGACAAUUACAAUCUGUGUAUGCUGAAACCAGUAAGCUUAUGUUGGGAAAUUUUGAUCUCAGGUUACUUAAUUCAUCAUCAAUUGGCAAGACCCCCAAUAACAAGCUAUUCUGAUGAAUUCAUCCUUGAUAGAGAGCUCGUAUUGGA
Cynara cardunculus var. scolymus (artichoke) is the source of this 1893-nucleotide messenger RNA. RefSeq names its product UDP-glycosyltransferase 83A1-like. NCBI's taxonomy places the organism in Eukaryota, Viridiplantae, Streptophyta, Magnoliopsida, Asterales, Asteraceae. The transcript has 2 exons. The record is from RefSeq and is a predicted model, not a curated record. Gene Ontology annotation, molecular function: UDP-glycosyltransferase activity. Bases 1 to 1392 code for a protein of 463 amino acids.